Messenger RNA from Chenopodium quinoa (quinoa), 2269 nucleotides. RefSeq names its product pentatricopeptide repeat-containing protein At2g30100, chloroplastic-like. The transcript is spliced from 2 exons. Bases 467 to 1975 code for a protein of 502 amino acids. The record is from RefSeq and is a predicted model, not a curated record. Lineage: Eukaryota; Viridiplantae; Streptophyta; Magnoliopsida; Caryophyllales; Amaranthaceae. Gene Ontology annotation, molecular function: protein binding.
GAAAACAAAACCAAACCGCAUAAUAUAAUAGUAGAAAACUACAGUACCAUUAUCUAAUUUUAAUUUCUCCAAUUUCCACUCUUUUGACUCUUGCCGGAAGUUGAUGGGCAUAAAAAUUGGAGUUUUUGUGAUCAGAUUAACUGAUUGAAUUCAUCCUUCACCAUUUUUUAUGGUUGGUAUGUUCUUCAUUUCUUUUAUUUAUGUCUUCAUAUAAUUUUAUAUUUUUCGGUCGGUGGUGUUUCAUUAUCUAAAAUAUGUCACUUUAUUAGAUAAUUUUUGCAUAAUUUUAUGUGCAAUUAUCAUAUUUGUAUGAUUUAUUUUAAUGUUCAUCAAUCUUCAACUGGGUUUUUAAUAGAAUUCUAGUUUCUUGCCCAUAAUUCUCCAAGUUUGAAUUUUUCUGUAUGUAAUUUUCUGGGUUAUCAAUUUUUUUUCUGGUUGUUAUCUGGGUUUUCUUGAAAUUGUGGAAAUGGUGAAUGCUAUUGGGUUUGCUCCAUUAAGCUAUGGAAUAGAAUCAUCUUACCCUAGGUGGCAAGACCUUGUUGCAUUUAAAAAAUUGAGGAUUGAAGCAUGUUCUAGGGUUUCAAUUACUCAAACUAGUGAUAAAAAGCUAAAAUACAUAGUCCCAAUUCGGAGUAAAGCCAGAGAGUUUAGGCUUUUUAACUCGGUCGAGUUGGACCGGGUUUUGACUAGUGUGGAUGAGGAUGAAAUGAGUGAAGGGUUCUUUGAGGCAAUAGAAGAAUUAGAACGGAUGGCCCGAGAACCGUCUGAUGUUCUUGAAGAAAUGAAUGACCGGCUCUCGGCCCGAGAGCUGCAGCUGAUGUUGGUGUACUUUUCACAAGAGGGGAGGGAUUCUUGGUGUGCAUUAGAGGUGUUUGAGUGGUUGAAGAAAGAGAAUCGCGUUGAUAAGGAGAUGAUGGAGUUGAUGGUGUCAAUCAUGUGUGGGUGGAUUAAGAAUAUGAUUGAAGCUGAAAAGGAAGUUGGGGAAGUGGUUGAUCUUUUGGUUGACAUGGAUUGUGUUGGUCUGAAACCCAAUUUUAGCAUGAUGGAGAAGGCCAUUUCUGUGUACUGGGAUUCGGGGAAGUCAGAUCAAGCAGUUUCUUUUGUCGAGGAGGUUCUGAGACGCAGAAUCCUGUCUUUAGAGGAUGGUGUGGAUGAUAUACACAGGGGAGGCCCUGCUGGCUAUCUUGCUUGGAAGAUGAUGGAGAAAGGAGAUUACAGAGAUGCUGUUAGAUUGGUGAUUCGCUUGAAGGAAAGUGAAUUGAAUCCUGAAAUGUACAGCUAUCUCAUUGCAAUGACAGCUGUGGUGAAAGAGUCGAAUGAAGUUGCAAAAGCAUUGCGUAAGUUGAAGGGUUUUUCUAGGGCUGGUCUAGUUGCUGAGUUAGAUGAAGAAAAUAUUAGGCUUGUUGAGAAGCAUCAGUCUGAUCUUCUGGAUGAAGGGAUCCUACUCUCAAGCUGGUUGAUCAAGGAGGGAAAUACUUCAGUGCUUAGUUCAGUUCAUGAAAAGCUUCUUGCUAUGUAUAUUUGUGCUGGUCGUGGGCUUGAUGCCGAAAAACAGUUGUGGGAAAUGAAGCUUUUAGGUAAGGAGGUUGAGAGGUACUUCUAUGACAUAGUUUUAGCUAUCUGUGCCUCUCAAAGAGAAGAUGGAGCUGUUUCUAGAUUGCUGACUACAUUGGAAGCUACAAGCUCUUCAUCUAAAAAGAAAACUUUAACAUGGUUGCUUCGAGGCUAUAUCAAAGGUGGCAAUUAUGUGGAUGCUGCAGAAACAUUAGCCAGAAUGCUUGAUUCUGGAUUGCAUCCAGAUUUAUUGGACAGAAUUGCUGUUCUGCAGGGUCUCAGGAAAAAGAUGCACCAACCUGGGACUGCAGAGAUCUAUCUAAGGCUUUGCAAGCGCCUGUCAGAUGCCGACUUGAUUGGACCUUGUCUCGUAUAUAUGUACAUAAAGAAGUAUAAGCUUUGGAUUGUGAAGAUGAUUUAGGUAGUGUAUGGUAGAGGAGUUGCUCGCAAAAUGUUUGUGUUUGCAAAUUUUGCCUAUGUCGAAUCCUAUGACCUGAGAGUUCCAGGAGCGCAGGAAUUACUUUAGAAUCAAGGUACAAAGUGUAAUUUCAAUGCCUAGAAUGUUAUGUGUGUAAAUUAGAUGUAUAUCAAUAUAUGUGUAUAUAUAUAUGUGUGUAUAUCAUCAUUGUUCUUGACAAUACCAAGUUAUGUUACCUGUGCUUAUAUGUGUUAAAGAAAGAUGGAAAAGAAUAGACUACUUGUAUUUACAUGUUAA